AUGCUAAUUCGCAACAAUACCGAGCUAACCGACUUUGCGCGCAUGCAUUUCUUAUCAUCUUGUCUAAAAGGUCGUGCGUUAGAAUGUAUAGCGAAUAUUUCUGUAACUGCCGCUAAUUUUGAAAUCGCAUGGAAGGCUUUGACUUCGCGGUACAAAAGCAAACGACGGUCGAUAAACACACAUCUUUGGACAUUGCUUAACUUAUCACCGAUAACGCGCGAGUCGGCUUCCGAGUUGCAAACAUUAUAUGACGAAGUUAAUAUCGCUGUAGCGUCGUUAAAAAAUCUGAAUCGAAAGCCGGAGGAACUCUGGAACGAUAUUCUCGUUCACCUUAUCGUGCAAAAAUUAGAUCCGGUAACGCGAAAAGCAUGGAACGUGAAAGCAAGCGAUACCGACGCUCCGCCGGCGUACGAAGAUUUUCUUCGUUUUCUUCAAUCUCGUACUCGCGCGCUCGAAGAACUUGCGACAACCGCAAGUUCCAAGAACACUACCAAACCCGUUGCAGCCUCGCGCGUACAUUCCGCCACCGCAUCCGCUAGCACCCAGACUCUGUGUCCGGUGUGCAAAGCUCGACAUUUUCUUAAUGUGUGCCCUUCGUUCGUGAGUAAGAAUGCGAGUCAACGGCGAGAGCUCGUUAAGCAGCAUAAACGUUGCUUCAAUUGCUCAAGCGCGAAGCAUUCCGCACAGGAAUGUCGGAGUAAAUAUUCAUGUCGGGUUUGCCACAAAAAGCAUCAUUCGAUGCUUCACGUUGACUCGAAUUCUGGCUCAAGUUCCUCGAGAACUAUUAUGCCGGAUUGUUCGUCGCCUCAACCGUUCGGUUCGACACCGGAAGUAAAUUCUCUGAUCGCCUCAACGAGAAAGCGAUCACCCGUCUUAUUAGCGACGGCCUGGGUAACGGUGCGCUGUCCGUCCGGUCGAACCGCUGCCGUUCGAGCUCUCCUCGAUCAGGGCUCGGAAAUGACAUUUAUUUUGGAAAGUUUAGCGCAACUCUUGCGCGUAAAACGCAUUCGCAUGCCGAUCUCCGUUUCCGCCGUCGGCGGGAUUCACGCGGAGACAUUUCAACACGCGACUCAAAUAUUCAUUUCUCCCCGCGAUUCUCUCGUUCCGUCGCUUUCGACCACCGCGCUCAUUAUGAAAUCGUUAACUUCUUAUACUCCGAAACAGAACGUGGAUAUCUCGUCACUCUCUUAUCUUGCUGAUUUGCCGCGAGCAGACGCGGAUCCGACGAGUCUUGAUCCUAUAAAUCUCAUUAUCGGAGCAGAUCUCUAUAACGAUAUCAUUCUCGACGGUGUUCGCAAAGGAAGCGUCGGACAACCAAUUGCUCAGAAUUACGUCCUCGGAUGGAUAAUUUCGGGACCUAUUACGUCAUCAACGACGAAUAAUCUUUCAUCACCGACAAUUCUUUAUGGAAACUGCGCUCUCAAUCGCGUUUCAACUCAUCAUAUUGUCGGCUCUCCCUCGCUCGAAGAGGAACUUCAUCGGUUUUGGGAGGUCAAGGAACUCCCACGACAAACUCAUCUCACACCGCAAGAACAGCAGUGUGAAGAGCAUUUUCGCUUAACGCAUUCUCGCGAGUCUGACGGACGGUAUGUCGUGCGGCUACCGUUCAAAAGGGGUCCUCCGAUUGUAAUCGGAAGUUCAAGGCCUCACGCGGAAGAAUUGCUCCAUUCAUCACUUCACAGAUUUCGCGAUAAACCGGAAGUCGCGAAAGAAUAUGGCGAAUUCAUGUCCGAUUAUCAACGACUUGGGCAUAUGCAGCCUGCGCCGACAGUUCAAAGUCAAAUCGAACAAUCUGUUUAUCUCCCACAUCACGGGGUUAUCCGGGAAAGUAGCUCUACUACGCGUCUUCGCGUUGUUUUUAACGCAUCGAGCGUUACUUCUAACGGCACAUCGUUAAAUGAUCAUUUAAACGCCGGGCCGAAAUUACAAACCGAUCUCAUGUCGGUCAUCCUACAAUGGCGUACAUACAAAUACGUCUAUUCAUCCAAUAUCGCGAAAAUGUAUCGCCAGAUUCACAUCGAUGCGCGUGAUAUAGAUUAUCAACGGAUCUUGUGGAAGUCAUCGCUGUCGGAACCGCUCAUCGAUUAUCAAUUACUAACGGUUACGUAUGGAAUGUCAUGUGCUCCGUUUCUAGCCCUUCGGGUAUUAAAACAACUCGUCAUCGAUGAAGGUCAGCACUUUCAGCUCGCAGUUCCUAUCCUAAGCGAUAAUAUUUAUGUCGACGAUUUACUUUUCGGAGCUGACGAUACCAUUCGAAUUCGGCAAGCGCGCGAUCAAUUAAACUCUAUGUUAAAGCGCGGCGAUUGGGUGGGUCACUCCGGUCACGAUUACCGCUAA
Molecule: messenger RNA, 2337 nt
Organism: Formica exsecta
Lineage: Eukaryota; Metazoa; Arthropoda; Insecta; Hymenoptera; Formicidae
Exons: 1
Coding region: 1-2337 (778 amino acids)
Source: RefSeq, a predicted model, not a curated record